UACUUACAUCAUUUUGUUUCCUGUUGAAUUAAUAUUAAUUAUACUGUAUCAGAAUCAGACUAGCUUUUAAUGCCAAAGUAAGUUUACAUGAGGAAUUUGCUGUGGCUUGCAGGGGCAAACCAACAAACAAUACUAAAAAUACUUAAGACGUAAUACAAAUAUAAAUAGAGUGUGAAUUUAUGGAAGUCCUAAAUAUUAUAAUUUUAUGAAGGAAAUAUGACUUAUUGGAAAACCCACAUUUUUAUUUUAUUUUACAUUUCUUUACAAGAGUCAAAGCGCCAUCCCACAACAACAACAACAACAACAACAGCAAUAAUAAUAAUAAUAAUAAUAACAAUCAUAAUCAUAAUAAUAGCGUCCAUGACAGAACUUUUAUUUUGAAUUAAUGGAGCUUCGCACUUCCGUCUACUAACCGUUACCCCACGAGAAGACGAACGUCGAUCGGUGGCCGCCGACGAAAGGACUUCGCGACGAAAUAAAGAAACACAACAACAAAAUGAACACUGUCGAGAAGAAACUGGCGGACCUGAUACGUGAACACCCGAAUCUGUACGACCAGUCGCGGCGGGACUACAAAGACAACAUGAAGGGCCAUUUAUCGUGGAAGGAAAUCGCUGAGAACAUGGGUAAGUCGGAGGAAGAGUUGAAGCUGAAAUGGAAAAAUCUACGCGACAAGUUCUGCAAAGCGAAGAAGCGAAUGGCCAAGAGAAACUUCAGUCUGCUGGCGGACGACGAGAACCCGGUGGAGAGGCCCAUUCCGGUGCUGUACAACCAGCUGGCCUGGCUCAGCGCCUAUGUCAAACCCAGACCAGGAACUGCCGUGGGGGAGACCGACGAGGGAGCUGGAAGUGGUGAUGACCUGGAGAAAGAGCAUGAUAAAGACGAGAAGCUUCCCCUGCCUGUUGUCAGUACGAGCUUUGCUCUCGUGGAGUCCUCUCCAAACAGCCACCAGGAGAUAGGAGUCCCACUUAAACGUAAAAGGCAAACCACCACAGACACUGAGAUAAGUCCCUCAGAUGGCCUCACCAGCCUCAGAGAUGAAGACGAACUGUUUCUGCUCAGCCUUCUGCCCUCACUGAAGAGGCUCACCAUUAAAAAGAGGAUGGAGGUGCGGAUGAAAUUCCAGCAAGUGCUUUAUGCUGCUGAGUUUCAGGACUAAAGGGUUCAUCAGAAGGCAAUAAAUUCAUCAAGCACUCAACAUGUAAAUACAUAUUUUUUAAUGAUUAUAACUUCUUAAUAUUUAUUUUUGGAAUAACCACUGCUAGUAAAACAUCAAUAUGAAGGGAGUUGUCUGUGUAUCAAGACUUUUGUCUGUUGGUUUGAAAACAGAAAGUGUCUCUCAUUUUGAAGGUAGAAGAGGAAAAUACCCUUAUUUUUAGAAUUGUUAGUUACACGUGUGCAGUGAAAUCAAAUACUAUCAAAAACAACAGUGCCAUAAUAACUGCUUCCUUUGACAGUUCAAUAUGUUCAUUAUACUCAUUUUUUGAGGCUGUAUGUUUUAGUGGUUUGUGUAAAACUGCAUCACGUUAAAAGAUGCAUGUGAUAUUCUGUCCACACAUCUUUAUGUAACUGGGGCUAGGUUUGACAAAACAUGUGAUGUGUAACCUGGUAACUCUGCUUAAUGAAAAAUAAGAAAAUCUGUUUGAGCCAUUAGUUUAGUAACUUUUCUGUUGAAAAGUUCUAUUUAUUUUUUACAUACAGAACGCUUAAAUGCCAAUUACACUUUAAAUCAAAACUUUUAACACUUAGUUUAUCACAGCUCAUUGUAUUAUAGUGUUGCCAGAUAAACACUGAUGUACCAACACACAUCACUUCAGUUCAUUCAUCAUUUGUUUUCUUUGACUUAGUUAAAAUUGGACACCUGAUGGGGAAUAAUUAUUCUGCUUGUCACCACUGCCUGCUUAUUAUUUUUGUAGAUCAGAAAGAACUCACUGAUUGUACAUAAAUAUGUCUCCUUUAUCUUUCGGAAAGGAGUUAUUUCUACCAUAUAUUUUUUCACAAAUAAAUAUUUUUAGCUCCUGAAAGACAA
Messenger RNA from Acanthopagrus latus (yellowfin seabream), 2029 nucleotides. RefSeq lists its product as uncharacterized. The record is from RefSeq and is a predicted model, not a curated record. Gene Ontology annotation, biological process: regulation of transcription by RNA polymerase II. Gene Ontology annotation, molecular function: DNA binding. The transcript has 2 exons. Gene Ontology annotation, cellular component: nucleus; transcription regulator complex. NCBI's taxonomy places the organism in Eukaryota, Metazoa, Chordata, Actinopteri, Spariformes, Sparidae. The coding region runs from base 497 to 1159 and encodes 220 amino acids.